AUGUUUCUUUGGUUGGUGUGCUAUGCUCUUGUGCUGUGGAUAGCAUUCUUUUGGUUUAGUAGGAGACGAAUGUACCGAUUAGCGUCGGCGAUUCCGGGACCCGAUGAAGAAUUACCCAUUAUAGGGAUAGCGCAUACUCUGACUGGAAGCACUGAAGAUAUAAUGACAACAUUGCGAAAAUUCUGCUAUCUUGCGAUGAAGAAUGAUGGUAUUAUGCGAGCAUGGCUAGGACACAUCCUUUACUUUUUCGUUGUAGACCCAUUGGACCUGGAGAUGGUGCUAAAAACCUGUUUGGAGAAGGAUGAUCUACAUCGUUUUAUGAAAAAAGUUAUCGGAAAUGGGGUAAUUUUUGCACCAGUGGCAAUCUGGAGGAAACGGCGUAAGAUAUUAAUACCAGCUUUUAGUCCAAAAAUAGUUGAAAAUUUCGUGGAAGUAUUUUCGGAGCAAAGCGAGAAGCUAGCUGUACAAUUAAAGGAGGUUGAAGGCUGUGGCCAAGUUAGCGUUUGGCGUUUCCUCAGCACUUAUUCGCUCGACGCUGUGGGUGAAACGGCAAUGGGAAUAAAAAUAAAUGCACAAGAUAACCCAAAUGCUCCAUUUUUAAAAGCGAUGCAAAUUUUGCUCAAUUUAGUGAGUGAAAGAGUUUUUCACUUGUGGUUACAACCUGAUUGGCUGUACAAAUUCUUCCCACAGUACUCUAAGCACCAGAAAUAUUUAAAGGUGACGCACGACUUCACAGAUAAGGUUAUAUAUAACAAGAGAGAAAAUUUAAAAAAGGAAAAUAGUUAUCACUCAGAGUUGGAUCACGAGUUUGACCUGGGAUUUUACAAAAGACAAUCGUUCCUGGAUCUUUUGAUAAAUCUCUCUGGCGGUGAGAAAGGUUAUAGCGAUAAGGAGUUGAGAGAAGAAGUUCUGACAUUAAGUGUAGCAGGCACAGACACCUCUGCUGUGGCGAUGGGUUAUACCUUAAAGAUGUUAGCAAAAUAUCCAGAGGUACAAGACAGAGUUUUUAAAGAGCUACAAGAAGUAUUUGGUGACUCAGAUCGACCAUUGAUUAAAGAAGAUUUAAUAAAUUUAAAGUAUCUCGAAAGGGUGGUAAAGGAGUCACUUAGAUUGUAUCCUCCGGUUCCAUUCAUUAUAAGAAAAGUUUUAGAGGAAGUUGUAUUACCAUCAGGUCGCGUCCUUCCUGCUGGAUCUGGUAUAGUAGUCAGCAUCUGGGGUGUUCAUCGAGAUCCGAAAUAUUGGGGUCCAGAUGCUGAAUGCUUUGACCCUGACAGGUUCCUACCCGAAAGGUUCAAUUUACAACACACGUGUAGCUAUAUGCCUUUUAGCAAUGGACCCAGGAACUGUGUUGGUUACCAAUACGCCUUAAUGUCAAUGAAGACAGCUUUAUCUGCAAUUGUCAGACGAUACAAGAUUGUGGGAGACGAAGAGCCCGACCCUAUUCCUUUUAUUAAAACUAAGCUGGACGUCAUGAUGAAAGCAGUUGAUGAUUACAAAAUAGGUCUAGAGAAGAGAAGAACGAAGAACAUUAUAAGAUAA
Messenger RNA from Parnassius apollo (apollo), 1539 nucleotides. NCBI's taxonomy places the organism in Eukaryota, Metazoa, Arthropoda, Insecta, Lepidoptera, Papilionidae. The record is from the annotation of a GenBank genome assembly.